AAGAAGAAGAGCCAUGGAAGACAGGUUGAGGGAAGAUGAAAGAAAGCGAGAAAAAGAUGAAAUUGAAGAAAGAAGAAGGAAAGAAAGUGAAGAAAGGAAACAGCGAGAGGAGGAAGAAAACAAAAAGAGAAAAGAAAAUGAAAGAAAAAGAAAAGAAGAUGAAGACAAGAAAAGAAGAGAAGAAGAGGAAAAGAAAAACAGAGAAGAUGAGGAGGAGAGGAAAAGAGAAGAGGAUAAAAAGAAAAAACAGGAGGAAGAGGGAAAGAAAAGAAAAGAAUUAGACAAAAAAGAAAAAGAGGAGGCCGAAAAGAAGAAAAAGGAAGAAAUGGACAAACACCAAAGAGACGAAGAGUUGAGAAAGAAAAAAGAUGCAGAAGAGCUGAAAAGUAAAAAAGAAGAACAAGAAAGAAAACAAGAAGAAGAAGAAUUUAAGAAACUAAAUAAUAAUGUGCCUGACUGUGUGUUUCCUUAUAACCAGCAUGUGCCUUCACCAGAUGAAAUGAUCAGAGAUACAGAGUCUGCUCGACAGCGCCGAAGAGAUGAAA
Messenger RNA from Candidula unifasciata, 545 nucleotides. Lineage: Eukaryota; Metazoa; Mollusca; Gastropoda; Stylommatophora; Geomitridae. The record is from the annotation of a GenBank genome assembly.